This is a messenger RNA of Centropristis striata (black sea bass), 3386 nucleotides long. Its product is annotated as stromelysin-3-like. Gene Ontology annotation, molecular function: zinc ion binding; metalloendopeptidase activity. The transcript is spliced from 8 exons. The coding region runs from base 76 to 1545 and encodes 489 amino acids. Lineage: Eukaryota; Metazoa; Chordata; Actinopteri; Perciformes; Serranidae. Gene Ontology annotation, biological process: proteolysis; extracellular matrix organization; collagen catabolic process. Gene Ontology annotation, cellular component: extracellular matrix. The record is from RefSeq and is a predicted model, not a curated record.
UUGCCGUCAGUCAUUCCGCUACACAGUCUGCUCUGCAAACACUCUUACUGUGUUAGCGUGGGACUGUGGGACGACAUGAUGCGGACUGUGGUGUUUUGCGGCAGCAUCUUGCCUUUGCACCUUUUCCUUUGCGUUCAUUCUCUGCCGGUACACGACCGGACCGUCAGCAGGUACAAGCAGCUCCAGGAAUGGCCGCAUAGCAACAGUCACGUCGGUCUGAAGAAGAAGGGACGACAAGAACAGGAGGUGCUAAACAAAGAGUACCAUUUGAAGUCUGUACUGACGUCCAAAAAUGACACCGAGUUCUGGAAUCGUCCUCGCUGUGGAGUCCUAGACUAUUCCACCUUUACACAAGCUGGUCUGUCAUACUAUAACCUGAAGAAGAAGAAGGGAGGCCUGAGAACACAGCAGCGCAGGAAGCGAUUUGCACUGUUUGGAGGGCGCUGGGAGAAGACUGACCUCACGUACAAGAUUGUGCGCUUCCCCUGGCAGAUGAGUGAGGGCAAAGUGAGGCGUGUCUUUCAUGAGGCAUUUGGUGUGUGGAGUGCAGUGACUCCUUUGACGUUUAAGGAGGUCUCCACUGAAAAAGCUGACAUCAUCAUUGACUUCAACAGGUACUGGCAUGGGGAUAACUUACCAUUCGAUGGCCCUGGAGGAAUCCUUGCCCACGCCUUUUUUCCCAGGACACUCAGAGAGGGUGAAGUCCACUUUGACUAUGAUGAGCAUUGGAUAGUGGGCAACGAUGUUGGCACAGAUCUGUCACAUGUGGCAGCUCAUGAGUUUGGCCAUGCGCUUGGCCUACAGCACUCCCUGGAGCCUGAUGCUGUGAUGUGUCCUUUCUACAGUGACUCCUACCCUCUGCAGCUUAGUGAGGAUGACAAAAGGGGCAUCCAGUAUUUGUAUGGUCCCCCUCGGCACACACCGCCUGAGAUGACCGAGACCAAUGAGAUUGACAUGGGAAUGCCAGAUGCCUGCAGAACAAACUUUAAUGCCGUGUCCAUGAUCAGGGGAGAACUGUUCUUCUUUAGGUCUCGAUAUGUUUGGCGUAUCCGUGAUGGGCAGCUACAAGCUGGCUAUCCAGCCUUGGCUUCACGCCACUGGAGAGGCAUUCCUGACCAAAUUGAUGCUGCAUAUGAAGAUAAGUCCGGCAACAUCUGGUUCUUCCAAGGUGAUAGCUACUGGGUGUUUGAUGCAGAGAGGAAGAUUACAGGACCAGAUCCUGUGCAGCAGCUGGGACUUCCUAUUACAGAUAUCCAAGCAGCUUUGAAGUGGGAAGAUAACCACAUCGAGAAAGUCUACCUCUUCAAGUCAACUGCUUACUGGCCCUUCAAUCCUCAGGAGAAUCGAGUCGAUGAUGUGCACCCUCGCAGCAUGCACAAGUGGGGAGGAGUUCCCAGCCAUAUUGAUGCAGCCUUUCGGGACAGAUAUGGCUAUGCCAAUUUUCUGAGUGGGCUGCACUAUUGGAAGUUUGACCCCUUGGCUUUAAGGACGAUGGAAGGCUACCCCCGCAGCAUUGGCAUGGAUUUUUUUGGCUGUUCUGCCUAAUAAGUGAAUACACUACAUCUGCUGAACCCGUGAAGAGCAGUGGGCAGAUUUUGCCCAUUCUGUUUUUAUAUAUAUAUAUAUACGGCUGGUGUAUUUUAUUAACAUGACUCUAAAACCAUACUGUAUAAAUACAUCAAACUCUUGCAAAAGUCACUGCCAGCUACGAUCAUAUUUUCGUUUGGAUCAUGAUUAAAUUCAGUUCUGACAAAGCUUCUUCCCCAGACAAUGGCCCCAAAACCAAAAAACCCAACUCCACUCUGGAUCUCAGAGGAGCAGUACUGCUGCCCUGACCUGUCAAGGGGGAAAUGUCCAAGUCUGUGUAAUGCGCUAUAGUACAGCAUGAAGUGCUGUAGUUACCAGUGCACACAGAAUUACUAGACUGGUGCAAGUACUAUUUGUUGUCUUGGGUAAAAAGAAGAAGCACAAAUCAAGCAAUACCUUGCUUAAUAGGGAAGUUGAGACAUGCAUUAAGCCACUGACUGGCUAUACCUAGUUUUAAUACUGAGAUCAUUACAUUUCCUGCUGUUUACUGUUGUCAUUCCAUGGUCAUCAAAUACCAGUGCUAUGUCACAGCCCUAGGCAUCUGAUAGUGACACACAAGGCACUCUUUACCAUCUAUAUUGGACAUACCAGGCUUUCAACUAACUUAAUGUAAAUCCAUCCAUAGCAAUAUUAGAGAACAAGUGUUCCGAAUAUUUCACCCACGAGACCCCUGUCCUUGUCCAGAGUAAAACCAAAAGUCAGCAUUGACUAGUUUACAUUGACAUCUUAACUUACGAAGACUAGACAACACAUUUUACACAAUUAAUUGACAAAGUUAAUUUCCUGCUUAAAACUACGACGAUAGUGGAAUACCUAUGGCAACCUGGGAUUGCUUAGCCUGGUAAGACCAUCCUAUCACAUGAUCUUAACAUUUCUGUUGUUGGCUCCACAUGAUGGUCUGGCCUUUCUCCCAUUCCACCUCAUUUCAAGAAAAUAAAAUAUUAAAGUAUAACUAUAUUAACAUUACAUUAAGGUAAUGUUUAGAAGAUAUGCUGCAGAAAUGGAGGCUCUGAUGUAGUUGGCAGUAUGUAUUAUUUUUUAUUAUUUUAUUAAUCCCACAAUGGGGAUAUUCAACCUCUGCAUCUAACCCAUCCGUAUAUUUACACACAUGCAAGGAGCAGUGGAGCUGCGUGGGGGUGUUAGUUGCUUUGCUCAAUGGCACUCCAGUCCUUGACCUGUCAGUCCUGGGAUUCGAACCAGCAACAAGCCCAAUUACUAAGGCCACAGACUGCCCUUUUGUAGUUUUAGAGUACUUAUCUUAGCUGCAUCCAGCUAAGCUACAUCCCUGAUCUCACAUCAAAAACUCUUUCUUUUGUGUCUUUUUUCCCCAUCAAGAACUCUGUCUUUUGUGUGUGUCUUUGUAGUCUCAUUGCUUUUUAUCAUACAUCGGGGAUAGUGGUCUACAGCACUGAAAUUGACACUGCAUUCAGCUCACCUCACCACUUUGCCCCCUUUUUUUAUUACCUCGGAGUAAGGGGGCAUUGACACUGCCAAGAUGGCGAAGGCUGCAGCCACUGGAAUUGCCCACUUGAGCUUUAUUUCAGCUCUUCAGUGAUCUUCAGUCCAUAUGUUUACAGUCUAUGGGGCAGAUAGGACUGUUCAGACAGCCAGUGAAUCUGGCAUUGACACAGUCAGUCUUGAUAAUCAACUUGGGAACAAUUUGGUCAUGAUUAUUUCUCUCAUUUCACUGCAGCAUGACUGGAAUGAAUGAAGCAGUGUGCUACAGAUUUCAAUAUUUAAGGUGCUACUUAAAGUUAUAUAGGCAAGGUAAACCAGUACCUCACAUGUUACAAAAAAUU